Molecule: messenger RNA, 2814 nt
Organism: Closterium sp. Naga37s-1
Lineage: Eukaryota; Viridiplantae; Streptophyta; Zygnematophyceae; Desmidiales; Closteriaceae
Source: the annotation of a GenBank genome assembly
AUGGUGUCGGAUGCGGCUAAGCGCAAGGCCGCGGCCAAAAAAGCCGCGCAGCUCAACCGCACCGCGCAGAAGGUCUCCGCGCCUCCCGCGGACGCUUCCGCCAAACCCGCACACCCUCCCGCCGCUUCCGCCAGUGCACCCGCGGAAAUAGCAGCUUCCGCGAGCGACGGGGAAAGCGCAGGUCGUGGGGAAAAUGGCACUGCGUCAUCGGCGGAGGCAGAAGCGACGGCUGGACUGCCGGUGACACGCGUGGUCUUUCCGCCCUCCCUCACGCCCAAGCAACGCGCCGCACUGCAUGACCUUGCGGAGACUCAUGGGUGGCAACACGAGAGCCGGGACAUGCCGGGCGGCUCGCAACGGCAGUUAGUGCUGUGGCGGGAAGGUGGAGAGUCUGAGGGGGAAGGCAGGACGCUGCAUGUAGGAGCGGAUGAUGGGUGGCAACAGGAGCAGCAGCAGCCAAUGGGAGCGCGCCAGCUGGGAGACGCUCUGAAGCAGCAUUUGGGAUGGGAUGUGCCUGCUGACGCUCUUGGGGGGGACGACAGGGGCGGAAGCGGCACUGAGGGCAAGGGGGUGGGGGGAAGAGGAGGCGGAAAAAGGGGAUCAGGAGCAGGAGGGGGAAGGGGGGGUGCAGGCAUGGGGUAUGGGGCGGCGGGGGUGGGGAGGGUGCAUGGGGGCGUGGCGGCAGACGUGAGUGACUGCAGCGACGUGUACGAGUUCGUCAAGCGGAUGCGGCCUCUGCUGGACCUCGAAAAGGACGCGGAGGUGGCUUUAGCAGAAGAGGCAGCAUCAACCCGCUCACUGGCGUCAGCGCAGGCCAAGGGGCGAGUGCUGUGCCACCUGCGCUGCACGGAGGCCACAUCAGGCCUCAUGGGCAAGACCCUCCUCACCCUCGUCUCCAACAAGACUGGAAAAGGUGCAAGCAAAGGCGCCACAGCAGACGCCGGACCUGCAGGUUCGGGUUCGCGAGCGUCUGGUCCGGUGCUGCCGCCGCACAAGUUCACUCCGCACGACGUGGUGGCGAUACGGGCGAACAAGGCGGAGGGCGCGCAGGCGGCGAUAGCGCAGGGGGUGGUGUACCGCGUGAGGGAGGAUGCGGUGGUGGUGGCCGUGGAUGAUGUGCCCGAUGGGGACGGGCUGGACGCUCCUGUGCGGAUAGAGAAGCUGGCCAAUGAUGUCACGUACAAACGCAUGCGGGACACGUUAGGGGCGCUGAGUCGAACGGGGGAUGUGGGCAUAAGCACGGUUGGGAGGCCCGGAGCAGCACUUAUCCCGGUUCUCUUUGGCCAGUCAGAGCCUCGCCUCGCAAAGGCCCCGCUGCCCUUCACACCUUUCAAUCGCGCUCUGGACGAGUCACAGAAGGCCGCCGUGGCCAAGAGCCUGUCUGCGCACCACGUGGCACUCAUCCACGGGCCUCCGGGCACUGGCAAAACGACCACUGUGGUGGAGGUGGUGGUGCAGGAGGUGAAACGGGGCAGCAAGGUGCUGGUGUGUGCGGCGUCCAACAUCGCUGUAGACAACCUUGUUGAGAGACUCGUGCCACACAAGCAGGUGCGGGCAGUGAGAGUGGGGCAUCCCGCACGACUGCUGCCAUCCAUCCUCAACUCCUCCCUCGAUGCGCUGGUGCAGCAGUCGGACAACAGCGCGCUGGCCAAGGACGUGCGCAAGGAGAUGCAGCAGCUGUCAGGGAAGCUGCUAAAAACGAGGAUAAGGCGGGAGAGGGGCGAGAUCCAGAGGGACCUGCGGCGGCUGGGCAAGGAGGAGAGGCAGCGGCAGCAGCGCGCAGUGGAGGACGUGCUAAAGGACUCCAACGUUGUGCUCACCACUCUCACUGGCUGUUUGUCACGGCACCUUGAGCCCCUGACAUUCGACCUGGUGGUGAUAGACGAGGCAGCACAGGCUCUGGAGGUGUCCUGCUGGGCAGCGGUGCUCAAAGCCCCGCGCUGCAUCCUGUCAGGGGACCACCUGCAGCUGCCGCCCACCGUGCAGUGCGACGAGGCUCAGAAGCGCGGCCUCGGUGUCACACUCUUCGAGCGCCUGCACCGCCUCUACGGGGACCACAUUACAUCCAUGCUCACCGUUCAGUACCGCAUGCACAAGGACAUCAUGUGCUGGGCGUCUGACGAGCUGUACCAGUCGCUGCUGUCCGCGCAUGCUUCGGUGGCCAGCCACGGGCUUCCGGACCUGCCGGGGGUGGCUCCCGGGCCUGUCACGGAGGCUCGGCUGGUGCUUGUGGAUACGACGGGGUGUGAUGAUGUGGAGGAGCAAAGGGAGGAGGAGGGGGAGAGUUUGCGGAAUGAGGGGGAGGCGAGGGUGGUGGUGGCACAUGUGAGGCGGUUGCUGGAGGCUGGGGUGGAUGCGGGGGACAUAGGGAUUGUCACGCCGUACAGUGCACAGGUGGGCUUACUCAAGUCAUUCAGAGAGGACUCUCGGCAGCUGGCUCGCGUGGAGAUCAGCACUGUUGAUGGGUUUCAGGGGAGGGAGAAGGAGGCCAUUAUCAUCUCCAUGGUCCGCUCCAAUGACACUGGAGAGGUUGGGUUCUUGGCGGAUGAGCGGCGAAUGAAUGUAGCUGUCACAAGAGCUCGCCGACAGAGCACUGCUGCUAGAGAAAGUAACCAAGAGCUGAGGAAGGCUGCGCCACUGACCCAAGCAAACACAGCGUUUCCGAAUCAGACAGACAGCAGAUAUUCAACAAUUGUAUCAACAAAUUCAAGCAACCCCGGAUCCAUUGAGGACAGUCGGUAUUUCUUGCAUCCUAUACUCCGUGGGAUGCUGGUAAUUACAGCAUGGAAUUCCGUGUCGAUGGCUCCAAUCUGA